Molecule: messenger RNA, 1307 nt
Organism: Pyrenophora tritici-repentis Pt-1C-BFP
Lineage: Eukaryota; Fungi; Ascomycota; Dothideomycetes; Pleosporales; Pleosporaceae
Source: RefSeq, a predicted model, not a curated record
AUGCCUAUUGCGGCCACAUUGAACCCCUCGUCUUUGCUGCGACUGGACACCAACCCCACCUUGUUCUCGCGGAGCGUGCAAAGGGGCACAGCACGACCGCUUUUCUGCAUCUUCAACCCUGCGGCCACGAACAACCAGACAGGCGAAGGCGUGGCCAUCAAGAAGGUCACGAAUGUCUUCAGUAAGAAGAUUCUUGCGAAGCGUGCCCUGCGCGAAAUCAAGCUGCUCCAGCACUUCAGAGAACUCAUGGAAUGUGAUCUGGCAGCCAUCAUCCGAUCUGGCCAGCCCUUGACCGAUGCCCAUUUCCAAUCAUUCAUCUACCAAAUUCUAUGCGGUCUCAAGUACAUUCACUCCGCAAACGUCCUCCACCGAGAUCUCAAGCCUGGCAACCUACUCGUCAAUGCCGACUGCGAGCUCAAGAUUUGCGAUUUUGGUCUGGCUAGAGGUUUCUCCAUGGAUCCCGAAGAGAAUGCGGGGUACAUGACAGAGUAUGUUGCUACUCGAUGGUACAGAGCUCCUGAGAUCAUGUUGAGCUUCCAGAGCUACACAAAAGCUAUCGAUGUAUGGUCCGUAGGCUGCAUCCUAGCUGAACUGUUGGGAGGCAAGCCCUUCUUCAAGGGUCGCGAUUACGUCGAUCAAUUGAACCAGAUCCUACACUACCUGGGAACACCAAAUGAGGAGACACUUUCCCGCAUCGGCUCGCCCCGUGCACAAGAUUACGUGCGCAAUCUGCCAUACAUGCAGAAGAUUUCAUUCCAAUCGCUCUUCAGAAACGCCAACCCUGAUGCGCUCGACUUGCUAGAUCGCAUGCUCGCCUUCGAUCCCUCAAGCCGUAUCUCAGUCGAGGAAGCCUUGGAGCACCGGUACCUGCAAAUCUGGCACGACGCCUCAGACGAGCCAUCGUGCCCAACGACUUUUGACUUCCAGUUUGAAGUUGUCGAGGAGAUUCCUGAAAUGAAGAAGAUGAUUCUAGAUGAAGUCAGUCGGUUCCGCCAAAUGGUUCGCGUACAGCCCGGUGCAGGCGCCGGUGCAAACCAGGCGCCACAGGUCCCGAUACCCAACAACUACGACCGCGCUGGCUACGAAGACCCAAGGCCACAAGAAGCCUUCAAUCAGGGUGGGUGGAACGGUAGCGAUCUAGAGCGAGAUCUUCAGGGUCUUGAUGGUCGCAUGCGAUGAUUGGGUUUCGACGGCAUAGUAUUGGAUACAAGACGUGUUUUCGUUAGCUAGAGUGUAUUGCGGAAACAGUUCAGGCAAAAUCAGCCCCCGAGUAAUUCUUAUGGUAUACAACUAUGUUUAUUCUUCCA